This is a messenger RNA of Aaosphaeria arxii CBS 175.79, 2496 nucleotides long. Its product is annotated as CCR4-NOT transcription complex. The record is from RefSeq and is a predicted model, not a curated record. The coding region runs from base 157 to 2076 and encodes 639 amino acids. The transcript is spliced from 3 exons. Gene Ontology annotation, cellular component: nucleus; P-body; CCR4-NOT core complex. Gene Ontology annotation, biological process: nuclear-transcribed mRNA poly(A) tail shortening; regulation of DNA-templated transcription. NCBI's taxonomy places the organism in Eukaryota, Fungi, Ascomycota, Dothideomycetes, Pleosporales.
UGUUCGUGCACCCACGACAAAAGCCAAUCCGCAACAUCUACAUCGGAGCAAACAUCGCGCGCCUUCACUUCACGAGUCUGUUGACCCGACAACGAAUCUUUCGAUACCGAACCCUCACCCGCCGAGCCACACUUGCCGCGAGGCCCCGCUCACACAAUGGCAGCACGAAAGCUCCAGCAGGAGAUUGAUAAGUGCUUUAAGAAGGUGGACGAAGGCGUCGCCGUCUUCGAAAACAUACAUGAUAAGAUUCAGCAAACGAGCAAUCCAUCUCAGAAGGAGAAGCUCGAGGAUUCACUCAAGAAGGAGAUUAAGAAGCUGCAGCGGUCGCGAGACCAGAUCAAGACAUGGGCGACCAUGAGCGAGAUCAAGGACAAGAAGCCGCUGCUGGACAAGCGGAAACUGAUUGAAACACAAAUGGAGCGUUUCAAGGCCGUUGAGAAGGAAAUGAAGACCAAGGCAUAUUCGAAAGAAGGCCUUCAAUUGGCCUCAAAGAUGGAUCCCCGGGAGAAGGAGAAAGUGGACAUGGUUGACUUCCUGUCAAAUAUGAACGAAGAGCUGGAGCGCCAGGUGGAAACGAUCGAGGCCGAGGUGGAGACAUUACAGGUCGGCGUGAAGAAGAGCAAGAAGGGGGACAACUCUAGGGCCGAGCGGAUAUCAGAACUGGAAGAUACAGUGGAGCGGCACAAAUGGCAUCAAAAUAAACUGGAACUUCUGCAAAGAGCCCUGGAAAACGGCAAUGUGGAGGUGGAUCAGGUGAAGGAGGUACAAGACAGCAUCGAGUACUACGUCAACAGCAACCAAGAUCCAGAGUUUAUGGAGGAUGAUACCGUGUAUGACGACUUUGCCUUACAGGAGGAGGAAGCCAUCUUCGGACUGGGAGCCGAGGCAGAUCGAGUCUCCUCGCAAGACACUCAGUCGAUACAGGACGAUCUGACGGAACCGGACGGCAGAAGCAGUAGUAUGGGAGCAGUGAAGGCGAAGACGGCAGAAACAACAUCAUCGGGCGCACGACGACCAUCCACGCAGAUGAAGUCACCUCUACCAGCACUUGCGACACUGCAUACACCGUUACCGGGAGCUGCAAAUGCGUCUGGUAACAGCAUGAAACCCGCGCCGCUACCGACUCGAACCCCAGGAGAGCCGCUCAAAUAUGCCUCGGCGGCGGCGGCCGCUGCUGCGAGCGACAGGAAUGGGGUGGGCAUUGCACCUCUGCCACCACCACCAGGAGCGACCUUGGCACAGACAACAUUGGGCCUGUCAGGUGCACGGACGAGCGCGACGAAUUCCCCUGCUAUUACACAUUCACAGCCAGCUCUGCGAACACAAGUCACGGGUAUUGACAAUCUGUCACAGUCUCACCUUGGGAAAUCGCCCGUCCCGUCUGUAAGCAUUCCGGCAACCCCACCAACGGUUGCGAAGGAACCACCUACUUCCGCCGAUGAUGCGGCCCAGGCCACUCGGAAAUCACAAACGCUGGACCGAGCGGAGGAGGAGGAAUCGACAUCAGCUACGCCGCCUCUGACUAAUGGAGAGUCUCAUGCGGAUGAUGAGGAUGAAGAUUCAGUGUAUCACCUCCCUUCAAGCUUACAGGACCUGCUUGAUUCGUUCGAAGCAACGAAGAACGACAUCACUGCUUCGUCGACGAAACCUCCGGAUGAGCGAAUCCUGGCCGCGUCGAUGACCACCGCUCCAGACACAACUGACACCGAGGCACCUCGCCAUUAUAGGCCAGAACAUCCGUACCCAUACACACCACCGCACUACCCUCAGGAGCCUCUUGCGAUCUUCGACGAUCCGCGACUGUAUCAGCGCAUUGAGACUGAUGCUCUGUUCUAUGCAUUCUACUACCGACAGGGCACCUACCAGCAAUAUCUGGCAGCGAAGGCGCUAAAGAGCCAAAGUUGGAGGUUUCACAAGCAAUACCAGACAUGGUUUCAGCGACACGAGGAGCCCAAAGCCAUCACCGAGGACUACGAACAAGGAACAUAUCGAUUUUUCGAUUAUGAAAGCACGUGGAUGAACCGACGGAAACAAGACUUCCGCUUUGCGUACAAGUUCCUCGAAGAUGAGCUGUAAAGGAGGCGUAUCCGCCUCGACUGUUUUAGCGACCAAAGGGCGGGCUGCUAGAACGGAAGGAUGGAAUGGCCCAUCUGUCUGUACCGUCUGUACUGUCUGUCCGUCUGUCUUUGUAUUGGUUCUGUAGUCUACAUACCGAUGAUGAUAUCUAAGUAGCCAUCGAAUAGGUGGGGUCGCUCGCAGGGUGAUGGAGCAUCUUGGAUGGGACUGGCGUAUGACCUCAUCGUGGUGUAUAGGGCACGCCCACAUGCAGAAUCCCACUUUGUCCCCUCAUUGAAUGCCGUCGCGCUGCUCUGCGCUUUGCUUAAUGUGUAUAGCGCUCUGCCAUGUGUCAUGGAGGGUGGAUCGCGAUAUUGAUGUUAGUAGUGUGUGCGGUGAGGAACAGUAGUCACAUUGUCAUAAUGUAGGUCAGUCGUGAGU